AUGCAAGUGGGCCAUGCCUUCAGGUCCCCUCCCAGUCCCCAUGUGACUGCCUUGCGACUUGCAGUGGCGCCUUCGGGGCGCUGCCGCCUAUGCGGAGCAACAGCGACUGGAGCAGCGAGCUUGGCCCUGGUAGGUGUCGGAGCCUGCGCAGCCCGAAGAGCUUCGAGGCUGCCGCGCUCGGCCAUCCAGGCUCAGGAGACAAAACACGCCCGCGCAGUCCGAAAGUGGCUGGAGGACGUCGUCAUUGGCUUCGGCUUCUGCCCAUGGGCAGCGCCCGCUGACAUACGAGUGGUCACCAGCAAGUCUUCGACAGCCAAUGAGGUCCUGGCGGACUUGGCAGAGGAGGCUGAGGAGCUUUGGCAACCAGGCUCCGCUGGUUCCAAGACGACCCUCGUGGUCUGCCCCAACGUCAAGGCCUGGAAUCAAGAUUUCCGGCACUUCCAUGCGUUCUACACCUGGCAUCUGGACGGUGGCUUUGCGAUGGCAGAGCCCAUGGGGGUGAAAGUUGUCCCCUUCCACCCGACGUUCGCCCUGGCGCGUACGCCGCCGAAGAACGGCGACACGAUUUACGUGCCGGGCCCCGAUGGUCAGAAUGCCAAAGCUUUGGUGAUGGACCAGGAUGUGGGGAAGGACGAGGCCGGGGAGUUCUGCAUGGCCGUGCAGUUCGAAACCGGGGAGCAGGGCUUGAUCCGCCAUGCCUGCGUUAUGGCAAAGGCCAGUGAGGACUGCACAGAUCAAGACUUGUCUGACAACUUCACCUCACGGGCGCCGCGCCCCGUGCUUCACUUGCUGAGAAUUCCCGACUUGGAGAAAGCCGAGCGCGAGUCGAACCAGAGGGGCGACUCCACAGGUUCCACGGCGGCCAGCCCUGACCCGCGCGGUGAGAUCGAAGAGCUCAUCAGCCCAACCCAGGAUGUGGUUGACCGCAACAUCACGACGGCGCAGUCGUUGGGACCCAUCCGACUGGCGGAGCUUCUGGAGCGCUGCGGAUAG
This is a messenger RNA of Symbiodinium natans, 993 nucleotides long. The record is from the annotation of a GenBank genome assembly. NCBI's taxonomy places the organism in Eukaryota, Dinophyceae, Suessiales, Symbiodiniaceae.